Molecule: messenger RNA, 1350 nt
Organism: Penicillium manginii
Lineage: Eukaryota; Fungi; Ascomycota; Eurotiomycetes; Eurotiales; Aspergillaceae
Product: Zn(II)2Cys6 transcription factor
Exons: 2
Coding region: 1-1350 (449 amino acids)
Biological process (GO): positive regulation of transcription by RNA polymerase II
Cellular component (GO): nucleus
Molecular function (GO): DNA-binding transcription factor activity, RNA polymerase II-specific; zinc ion binding; transcription cis-regulatory region binding
Source: RefSeq, a predicted model, not a curated record
AUGCCGGAGGAUCUUUCGAUCCUUCAAGAUGAAGAAAUUCAAGCCAAACGACCAAUCCGAUCUCGAAAUGGGUGCCUGACGUGCCGCCGCCGCAAGAAAAAGUGCGAUGAGAGCCGCCCAUCCUGCGCAGGAUGUCAACGUAAUCAUCUGGAAUGCCAGUGGGAGUCUAGUGACUCCCUCCUGAAGCCAAGAAGACGCUAUAGAAGACCAAGUCUGGCCGAAAACUCAAACUCGCUACCUGAAGAGAUACAAAGGAGGAUGAACAUUUUCUUUGUUCUGACGCCAGACCUUGUCUAUCGUUUGCUCGGCCACUUUCUUGACGAUAGCCCGAAAUGGUUAUCGACAAGAACAGGCUCGCGGAGGACUGACUACUUGAAAUGGUUAUCCCCUGCCAUAUCGAACAGUCCUCUGGUCUUGAAUUGUAUUCUCGCUAUAGCCUCGGCAGAUCUGCUCAAAUACGACCGUGGCAGCCGGGAAAUACGUCGUGUUGCUGUCGAGUACUACGGAAAAGCAGUUUCUGGUCUCAGGACCGCAAUCAAUGAUGAGAUGGCUAUUGCUUCACCCUCCUAUGCAUUUGCCCCUGAUAUCGGCAUGCGGGGCUUCCUAUUUGAGACUUUCUGCUAUUUCUUUUCUCUCGCCUCGUUUUCACUCGGAUCCAAGCUACCUCUUUUUCAAGCCUCUCGCAUAUUUAAUGAACCAAUGGUAAUCGAACAUCUUCGAACUGGUCAUAUAAUGGGAACUUCACAGCACUUAUUCAUCGCUAUUUACCGCGUCUCGAGCCUCGCUCAAACGCUGACAUCUGGAAACCCCAAAGAAGUAUCUGUUGCCACAUCCGAACUUGCGUCAUUAGAUGAAGAUCUGGCAUCCAAGCAUCCAAGACCAGACUUCGGUCACAACAUGAAUAUCGAAGACCUCAAUGACGCCGUGACAUCGGAAUUAUAUCGCCUCGCGUGUCGGAUUCAUAUCAAGAAACUUCUUGUCUCGUCUGCGCCUGAUGAAGAGUCCGCAGUAUUCUCAAUGGUCGAAGAUUUCAUCGAUAAAUUGCGACUUUUGCCUUCAAAUUCGCCGUCACAAAGUAUCCUGAGCUGGCCAUUGGUCGUGGCUGGAUUUUCAGCGACGACUAGCGGACAACAACGGAUCAUCGUCGCGAAAUUGGCUCAGAUACACGACGAAUGGCAAUCUGCUAUAUUUUCCAAAGGCGCGGCAUAUCUUCAAGAGAAAUGGCGCCGCGACAAAUACCUGAAUCAUUGCCAUCAUGAUUCGGAUAGUACUUCAAGUUCAACCAGAUCUCGGCAGACAUAUGAUGAGAUUAGAACAACCUGGGAGAAAUGCCCGGUCAUUUUAGCCUGA